Messenger RNA from Achroia grisella, 2636 nucleotides. It is a transcript of the gene Pgi, whose product is annotated as glucose-6-phosphate isomerase. Gene Ontology annotation, biological process: gluconeogenesis; glycolytic process; glucose 6-phosphate metabolic process. Bases 89 to 1759 code for a protein of 556 amino acids. The record is from RefSeq and is a predicted model, not a curated record. Gene Ontology annotation, molecular function: carbohydrate derivative binding; monosaccharide binding; glucose-6-phosphate isomerase activity. Gene Ontology annotation, cellular component: cytosol. NCBI's taxonomy places the organism in Eukaryota, Metazoa, Arthropoda, Insecta, Lepidoptera, Pyralidae. The transcript is spliced from 12 exons.
GAGUUUGUUAUCACCUGCGUUUUCAUUAGUAUUUCGUCACUUGCAACCGCCACAUAGUUCCCGACUACUUUUACUUUCCUCGACUAUAAUGGAACCAAAAAUUAGCCUGAAAAAGGAUCCAGCAUAUCAAAGACUUCAAGAAUAUUAUAAUACAAACGGAAGUAAAAUAAAUAUAUUACAACUGUUUCAACAAGAUACCGAAAGAUUUAAUAAAUUCAGUCUGAACAUCCAAACACCAAAUGACGGAGAUAUCCUAUUGGAUUAUUCCAAGAAUCGUGUGAAUAAUGAAGUCCUCACUUUGCUUCUCAACUUGGCCAAGAGCCGCGGUGUGGAGCAAGCAAGAGAUGCCAUGCUUGGAGGUGAGAAAAUUAACUUCACUGAAGAUAGGGCAGUCCUCCACGUUGCGCUGCGCAACAGACAGAACAGGCCAAUCCUGGUCGCUGGCAAAGAUGUCACGCCCGAUGUCAAUGCCGUCCUGGCACACAUGAAGGAAUUUUCUGAACAGGUUAUCAGUGGGCAGUGGAAGGGGUACACGGGUAAGCCGAUAACUGACGUGAUCAAUAUUGGUAUUGGGGGGUCGGACCUCGGCCCUCUCAUGGUCACUGAAGCAUUGAAACCUUAUGCCAAUCAUCUCAAGGUGCACUUUGUAUCAAAUAUCGACGGUACACACCUGGCUGAGGUGCUGAAGCGGCUCGACCCUGAGACGGCGCUGUUCAUCAUUGCUUCCAAGACCUUCACCACGCAGGAGACCAUCACGAAUGCCACCUCAGCCAAGAACUGGUUCUUAGAAGCUGCUAAAGACCCAUCAGCCGUGGCGAAGCAUUUCGUGGCGCUGUCAACCAACGCUGAGAAGGUGACAGGCUUCGGCAUCGAUGCACAGAACAUGUUCGGAUUUUGGGACUGGGUCGGAGGCAGGUAUUCUCUAUGGUCUGCUAUCGGCCUGUCCAUCUCGUUAUACAUUGGCUAUGAUAAUUUCGAGAAACUUCUAGAAGGUGCCAACUUUAUGGACCAACACUUCACUACUGCGCCUUUGGAGAGAAAUGCGCCAGUCCUACUAGCAGUUCUGGGUGUGUGGUAUAGCAACUUCUAUGGAGCUGAGACACACGCUCUUUUGCCGUAUGAUCAGUAUUUACACAGAUUUGCGGCGUACUUUCAACAAGGGGAUAUGGAGAGCAAUGGGAAAUAUGUGACGCGUUGCGGCGAGCGCGCGAACUACAGCACUGGGCCGAUAGUGUGGGGGGAGCCGGGGACCAACGGUCAACACGCCUUCUACCAGCUGAUACAUCAAGGCACAAGGUUGAUUCCGUGUGACUUCAUCGCCCCAGCACAAACCCAUAACCCGAUCUCCAAUGGCGUCCACCAUAAGAUUUUAUUAGCUAACUUCCUCGCACAAACGGAGGCGUUAAUGAAGGGAAAGACACCGGACGAAGCACAAGCAGAGUUGGAGAAGUCAGGUUUGACUCCUGAGGCGAUCAGCAAAAUACUACCCCACAAGGUGUUCCUUGGUAACCGGCCCACGAAUUCGAUCGUCGUGAAAAAAGUUACGCCUUUCACGCUCGGAGCACUCAUUGCAUUAUAUGAGCAUAAAAUCUUCACUCAAGGCGUUAUAUGGGACAUUAAUUCCUUCGACCAAUGGGGCGUUGAACUCGGCAAACAACUGGCAAAGGCGAUAGAACCGGAGUUGCAAGAUUCUAACCCUGUAUCUAGUCACGACGGCUCCACAAACGGACUCAUAAACUUUUUGAAGGCAAACUUUUAAAACUAAUAUUGUAUUAUAAAUAUGUAAUUUAGGUAUUUCAUUCAUACUAAGUUCGACCAAUAUUUUUAUGAAGUUUAUUAUUAUAUUCCCGCUGUUGGGAAUGGUGUCUAAUCAUAAUAAUGAAAUUAAAAUUAGAUGUAAAUAUAAAAAAUAUAUGUAUAUUUGGAAUCUGAAAUGUGUGUUGUAAUAGAAUGAAAUGAAAGUUUAAAAAAGUAACAUAUUUACUAUUGUAAUAUUUUAACUAAACGUUAGUGAGUUAUUACCUGUUUUUUUAUUAUUUCGUUAACACGAUUAAACAUGAUAUAUAUGUGUAUAACAAAUUGUUUGUUUUUUAAUCCCCUAAUAAAUAAUAAAAAAAAAUACAUUACGUGCGUCGGAGCGUGUUGACCAUUUGUUUACCCUUUGUGCUCUCAUUGUACAAUAAAAAAAAAGACAAUGAUUUUCUUGUCUUUGUUUAUGCUUGUUCUAAAAUAUGAUUAAUGCAUAUAAUAUUUAUAUAAUAAACUAGCUGUCUCGGCAAACGUUGUUUUGUCAUAUAAAUUAAUAACGCUAUAAAACAAUAGGGGUUGGUGAUAGAAGGAUGAAAAUUUAGGGUUGUAUGUAUUUUUUAAUGACACAAUAAAAAAAUAUAAAUAAAAAAAAUUGCCUAGCAAAUAAAAAAAUAAUGUUAGGGGUGGACAACCCCUUUUCGCUUGGGGUAUGAAAAAUAGAUUGUAACCGAUCCUCAUAUCUACUGAAUAUGCAUAUAAAAUUUCAUAAAAAUCGGUCAAGUCGUUUCAGAGGAGUAUGGUAACUAUGUGUGUGACACGAGAAUUUUAUAUAAAGGAUAAGUUUAAAUAUACAUUCUGUGUAUAUUCUGAAGUGCCCUUUUUUAAAC